Molecule: messenger RNA, 2322 nt
Organism: Iphiclides podalirius (scarce swallowtail)
Lineage: Eukaryota; Metazoa; Arthropoda; Insecta; Lepidoptera; Papilionidae
Source: the annotation of a GenBank genome assembly
AUGCGUCGUUCAAAGUUCGACGAACCCAACAUGAGCGAUAGCGCCCUACUUGUGAAGGUGGAAGAUCUAAUAUACAUGGCGAUGGGACCGGACGAAUUGCGUAUGCUCGAGCAGCAAGUGGAGAUAAGGUUUAAAGAUGUACCUAAGUUUCAACGAGAGGCAUCCGGAUUCGCCUCAGUUAAGAGAGAGAUAAAAGCCGCGGAAAAGGGCGGAGAGGAAAAAUAUACAAAGCAAAAGGACCGGAAAGAAGAAAGGGCUGACAAAAAGGACGAUCUGCACUCAAGAAAGGAUAAAGCCAGUUUGUCUGAACCGGAUUUGUUAGAAUCUGAGAUGUUUGACGAGGGUGUACCCUCGGGAACACAGCAGGGACAAAGUAAAAGAGGUAAAGAAUCAGCGAAAGCGGUCAAAAGACAACAUAGUCCGAAGAAAGGAAAGAAGCAGCUAGGAAAGGAGAAGAAAGCCCAACAUGAAAAGAGUCUAGCGUCGGAAUCAAGUAUCACUAUUGAUGUGGUGGAUCGAGACAAAUCUAAAGUGCUUGUAGUGGAUAAAGGACCCGCAAGCAGUGGUCGCCCACGCGUUGGCAGCGUAGAGGUGGUGACUCAGUCCCAGUUCGAGCUGCUGGAGAAUGAGGUGAAGCGGCUCGCGGGGACUGCCGGCCUCUCCGCCGACCUCACGCUGCCAGACAACGAACAGCUGAAGGACGACCUUCUCAAGGGCAACGUGACCCUCACAGAAGCGAUGCAGGCUAUGCAGGUGAAUGCACGAGUGCAGGCCGCCGAACAGGCUAUCGGGAGGAUGGCGGGUCUACUCACUCAGCUGGCGGCCGCCGGCGCGAUGCCCGAGGAACUAGCACAAGAGCUGAGGAAGGCCAAGCUGGAGCUCCCACACGGCGAAGAGUCGGAGAGAAUGCUUCCAAAAGGGAUGGACCAAUUUUCUAUUUACGAGAGUACUCCGCGGUCACGUUCGUCGUCGGUGAACAGAUCGGCGAGCGUCCAGGGUCGAGGUCAACCGGCGAUUGAGCACGACCCCACAGCCUUGGUCACGCGGCCCUACCUUGAUGACACUCUGCAAGCUCUUAAGAUGGACUUGACUCGGAACAUACAGCAGUUGACCAACAAGGCGAGCCACGCAGCGGAGGCGGCAAGCCACACCACCAAUUUCGUCUCGGAGAAAAUACAAGUUGCUCUCCAGCUCGAUGGCCGAAUGAACGAAAUGCAGUCGCUGGUGUCAGACUACGCUGUGCAGCUAAACGGGCUCGAUGUCGGGCUCACGACUCAGAUGCAAGGUUUCCGCGAGCAGAUGACCCAGAUCCGCACAGACCUCAAGUGCGGGCUGGAGCAGCUCGCCAGCGUGAACGACAACGCCGAGGCCACAGCUCUGAAAGAGCUGCAGGACCGCUACGGAGAGCUGAUCUUGCAGCUGGAGAUGGUGAAUAACACGCACCAGGCGACCUCCAGCGUCCUAGGGAAGCUGACUGACGAACUUCGGAGCUUAGUUGACAGUGUUGAGAUGUUACGAGACCAGAAAAUGGAUCGGGACGAAGUUUUGGACGCGCUUCGUGAUAAGGCGGACAUAUCUCGGUUGGCCGGGUUGCUCACCGAGGAGAAAUUCGCUGAAGCCCGCGCAGAACUGGAUAAGAUGUUCGAAGACUGUCAUCAGAAGUUUAGGAAGCAGGACAAGGCGUGGAUGUGCGCCAUGGAAGACUUGAAGAACAUGACAGAGACGAAGGUCGGCCAACUAGAGCUGGCGUCGGAAAGAGACAGGCUGCAGGAGCAGCUGCGACAGCUGCACGGACACCUUCAGCGCGUGGAGACACAGCUGGGCGAUCCCAAGGCGGCGUUGCUGAUGCGGCAUCUGAGCCGCGGGGCGGUGUGCGGCUCGUGCGGUGCCCCCGCCAUGAUGGAGCCGGGCGUGGAGCCGCUGCCGCCCCCUCUGCCGGCCUCCCUCCCCGCGCGCCCCCUCCACCCUCCGACCCCUACGCGACCGGCGCCGCUCCCCCCCACCGUUGAGCCAGCCCCGCAGCCGUGCAAGACCACCAUCGCCCAGGAGACGGCAGACGACGACGCCCUGGCUCUGAGGCGGUGGUGCGGUGGCGCGCACACACUGCAGCCGGCCGGUCGACAGCGCGCCCCCCGCACCGUCGCCCCCGCGCCCCGCACGCGCCGCUACGACGGCGUCGGCACCGACGGCAAGCUGUACCUGUUGGAGGAGGAUAUGCUGCCUUGCGCAGAGUGCAACUUGCCGCAGACCACGUGUGACGGCUCCGGCGAUGCUGCUCUUCAGGAACAAUCCGAACUAGCUACUACUAACUUUAGUACAAUC